AAUCUAAAUUUAAACGUCAAACACAUUACAACAUACACACACACAUUAAUUAAUUUGUUCGUUUGAUUAAAAUACAAAAUUACUAUGCGACCAGCCGAUAUUAUCCGUGUCUUAUCGCGUUUUAUCGUGUUUUUCGCUGUCAACUUUUACUUACUGUACCGGCGAAAAAACGGCGCCCAAAACCAAAAAGAAGGCCCCAACUGAAAGAUGGCAACAUUCAUGAGGAGCCACAAGGCUCACAGAUCCAGGAAGAGGAGAAAGCUGAUGAAGGGGAAGAGCCAGAGGAAGAGGAAGAGAAAGAAGUGGUGGAGCGGCAGCAGGCAAGCCGCAAGAGGGACGAUAUUUUUAACUGCGAUAUAUUGUCUGAAUUUAGUCGAACCAGUACCAUCUUUACUAGAAUUCACCAUCUCUAAAUUAUCUGAACUUGCGCGAACAUGUUGGAUUUUGUUUUUGUUUGUUGAUUUUUAUAUUCCAAUACCGUCAGUCUGAGAAAUAUAAGGUUGCAAAUUUCAUAUAAUACAAUACCAAAAAUUCGAAAAAGCCCCCAGCUGCAGAAUGGAAUGUGCAAUUUGUGCGGAAGCCCCAAGAAAAUACAAAUGCAACAAGUGUAUGGCUCCCUAUUGUUCAGUUAAGUGCUACAAGGUCCACAAGGACUCUGUGGAAUGCACGGCAGCUCAGCAAGCAGCGGCUUCGAAGAAAGAAGACUCACAAAAGAUUAUCGAUGAAGAACCCACGCUGCACGCCCCGUUCCCCAGCGAUGACACUGUGCCGCCAGAGAAGCUGCAGGAGCUAAAUACCUGCGAACCACUGCGCCAGCUACUCCGCAAUCCGCACCUACGGGAUCUUCUCAAACAGAUUGAUGUUGCACACAACAUCCAGUUGGCCAUGACAGCGGCCAUGCAGGAGCCGCUCUUCCUCGAAUUCGCUGACGCUUGCAUGCAGAUCGUGGAGCCCAUGUCCCAAGCCGAGCGCGACGAAUACAAACUAUGCUCUUAAAAUUCGCAGUGAGAUCGCUUGUGAUAAACUAAUAAGUCUUUAUUUAAAUGUAUAUUAAUACGUCGGUAUAUUUGUGGAUAAGUUUGGCUAUAAACAUGACACAUGCCAUGAAGGCAUGGACACGA
Molecule: messenger RNA, 1121 nt
Organism: Drosophila obscura
Lineage: Eukaryota; Metazoa; Arthropoda; Insecta; Diptera; Drosophilidae
Product: zinc finger HIT domain-containing protein 3
Exons: 4
Coding region: 556-996 (146 amino acids)
Biological process (GO): maturation of LSU-rRNA from tricistronic rRNA transcript (SSU-rRNA, 5.8S rRNA, LSU-rRNA); snoRNA localization; box C/D snoRNP assembly
Cellular component (GO): nucleus; pre-snoRNP complex
Molecular function (GO): protein binding
Source: RefSeq, a predicted model, not a curated record